AUGGGUAAAACCUCCAAGUCUACCAGAAAGUUUCAAAGCAAACAUUUGAAGCAUACCUUGGAUCACCGUAGGGAAGUUCAAAAGCAUAACAAGAAGCAUGCAUCCCGAAAGAAGAGUAAAUCAUCGAGUGAUGAUGCUGAAGUGAGUGCUCCAGUUUCCAAGGCCACCAAAGAGGUUUUUGAAGAUAUGCCAGUUGAUGAGUUUUUCGCUGGAGGGUUUGAGGUUCCAAAAGAAAAGAGAUCAAAGAAACAAGGAAAGAAAGAAGAGGAAGAAGAAGAAGAAGAAUCAUCUGAGGAAGAGGACGAAGAAGCCAUGAAAGCUGAUUUAGAAAACUUAGAAGAAAAAGAUCCUGAAUUUUAUAAGUACUUGAAAGAAAACGAUAAAGACUUGUUGGAUUUUGAAGGGGUGAAUCCAUUGGAUGCGAUGAGUGAAGAUGAAGAUGAACAAGAACAAGACGAUGAAGAACAAAACGAAGCACAACCAGAAGCUGAUGAAGAUUCCAGGCCAGCCUCUGGUGAUAAGAUUGAGAUUACCAUUGAUUUAGUUAAAAAAUGGCACGAAAGAUUGCAAAAUCCAACAACUAAAGUUAUAAAGAAUGUUUGUAUUGCAUUCAAAGUGGCUGUCAAUAUUAAUAAAUCUGAUGCCGAAGAUCAUAAGUAUGCUGUUACUGAUCCAAAAGCAUUCAAUGAAUUGAUGUUCUUGGCUUUGAAAGAUGUUCCUGAAGCAAUUCAAAAAUUGAUCCCUUAUAAGAUUAGUCCACAUACUGGUGUCAGAACUAUCCCUCAAAAAAAUCAACAUCUUAAACAUGUUUCAAGCAUAUUAAAAUCCCAAGCUGGUUCUUAUAUCACCUUAUUAAAAGAUAUCACUAAUACUGAAACCGCAGCUUUGGUUUUAAAAUCUUUACAAGAAGUUCUACCUUACUAUUUAUCUCAUAGAAGAUUAUUAAAACAAAUCUUCACCGCAAUUGUUGAUGUCUGGGCUACCACUAGUGAAGUUGAUACCCAAAUUGCUACUUUUGCUUUCUUAAAUAACGCUUCAAAAGAAUUCCCUAAAUCUGUUUUGGAAAUCGUCUUGAAAUUGGUUUAUUCUUCAUUUUUACAAAACUGUCGUAAGACUAAUGUUCAUACCAUGCCAAUGAUUAAUUUUUGUAAAAAUUCAGCUGCUGAAUUAUUUGGUAUCGAUGAAACUUUAUCUUAUCAAAUCGGUUUUGAAUAUGUUAGACAAUUAGCUAUCCAUUUAAGAAAUAGUAUUAACGCUACUUCAAAUGCUAAAGAAGGUUAUAAGGCCAUUUAUAAUUGGCAAUAUUCUCAUUCUUUAGAUUUUUGGUCAAGAGUUUUAUCUCAACAUUGCAAUCCUGAAAAAGAAUUAGAAAAUCAUAAAAGUAAAGAAUCACCUUUAAGACAAUUAAUUUAUCCUUUAGUACAAGUCACUCUAGGUGCUGUUAAAUUGAUUCCAACUGCUCAAUUUUUCCCAUUAAGAUUUUACUUAAUCAGAUCUUUACUCAGAAUAUCACAAUCUACUGGUACUUUCAUUCCAAUUUUCCCAUUAAUUUCAGAAAUUUUAACAUCAACUGCCAUGACAAGACUGCCAAAACGUUCCAAUUUAGUUGCUGUUGAUUUUGAACAUAAUAUUAAAGUUAACCAACAAUAUUUAGGAACCAAGGUUUAUCAAGAUGGUUUAUGUGAACAAUUUAUAGAAUUAUCCGGUGAAUUUUUCGUUUUAUAUUGUAAAAGUGUUGCAUUCCCUGAAUUAAUUACCCCUGCUGUCUUAUCUUUGAGAAGAUUUAUCAAAAGAUCCAAGAAUAUCAAAUUCAACAAACAAUUACAGCAAUUCAUCGAAAAAUUAAAUUCAAAUGCUAACUUUAUCAGUGGUAAAAGAUCUAAUGUCGAAUACGGACCAUCAAAUAAGACCGAAGUUCAAUUAUUUUUGAAGGACUUUGAUUGGGAAAAGACCCCAUUAGGUCAAUAUAUAGUCGUUCAAAGACAAGCCAAGGAAGAAAGAUUAAGAAUUUUCAGAGAAUCAAUUGCCGAAGAACAAAAGGCAAUUGAAGAAAAGAAGGCUAGAGAUGCAGCUGAAGACUCAGAUGUUGAAAUUGAUCUCGAAAGUGGGUCUGAAUCUGACGAAGAAUAA
Molecule: messenger RNA, 2130 nt
Organism: Hyphopichia burtonii NRRL Y-1933
Lineage: Eukaryota; Fungi; Ascomycota; Pichiomycetes; Serinales; Debaryomycetaceae
Gene: NOC2
Product: mRNA-binding ribosome synthesis protein
Exons: 1
Coding region: 1-2130 (709 amino acids)
Biological process (GO): ribosomal large subunit biogenesis
Cellular component (GO): nucleoplasm; nucleolus; Noc1p-Noc2p complex
Source: RefSeq, a predicted model, not a curated record